AUAUACGCGUGCACACACAAACACACACACACGCUUGCUGUAAUUUGCCUUGGCAGAUGAGACACUGAUCUGACACUGAAAGCAGUCCGAUGACAGCGCGUGGGCAGCGGAGCACAGACAUGUACACACACUCUCUCUCUCACACACACACACACACACACACAGUCAGGACAGCUCAUGCAGGCUGGUGGGACUUGGUGUGAUCACAGUGACGUCUCCUGCUCUCUUAAGCAGAGUGGUGCACCAUUAACCUCCCCAUCAUUUUGACUGAAUUUGACUGAAUGUGUGUGUGUGUGUGUGUGUACACGUUCUCGAUAUGUGUGAGUGCCUUUUUAAACUUUUCUCAGCCUUAAAUCAGAGUUUAAGCAGCAGCAGCCAUUAUCCUAAGAGUGUGUGUGUGUGUGUGUGUGUGUGCGCUCUCGUCGACAAUCAAACAGGUUCUUCAAGUUCUAUUUAUAGCCUCAAGGAAAUAGACCUGUUCUCACAGGAACACACAGACAUUACACCACUCCUCUCAGGUGUGUGUGUGUGUGUCAUGUAAGGGAGGGGAUGAGCUCAUUUGUAAGCUCCGCCUUAUUUCCAGAUUGUGUGUGUGUGUGUUUAUGAAAGAGAGAGAGAAAGAGAGAGAGAGAGAGUCAGACAUAUGUAAAAGAGGUGUGUCUUACAGCACACCUGAGGGGGCGUGGCUUAUUCACAGGAGAAGUGUGAGAGGGAGGAAGUAGGAUUGUAUUGUUUGAGGAACUGCUCGGUCUGGAGGGAGAGUUACAGCUGAGGUGCUGUGAGUGAGGGAGCGAUUGUAAAGUUAAGAAGAAAAGACAGCAGGAGUUUUUAAAGUAGCAGAAGAAGAAAAGAUGGGAAGAAGCCAGUCUGAAUAGCACCAGAAGAAGAAGAGAAGAAGAGCAACUUCCCCUCCAUCUUCCUGAUCCAGCCUUCUAGCAGCACUAGCUGGGAGACAGACGACUGAUUUAGCGCAGUAUUCUCGAAGGAUUUGGUCGUCUAGUACAGGAAGUGAGGUCAUCAGCGUGUGCCCGCCAAUGCUGGGGUUGUGUCAGAGCAGCGGGUGCUGCAUGGCGCCCCUGUUGUUCCGCUGUGACGGAGGAGGGCAGGGGGACGACAGGCAGCUCAGCCACGAGGACCAUCUGGACUCCAGUCACAUUGGAAAGUCGCAGGAGAGUCGGCUGGUGGAAGAGAAAAGUGUGAAGGAGGGAAUCCUGUUAAAGCAGACCAGCUCCUUCCAGAGAUGGAAGAGGAGGUACUUCAAACUCAGAGGGAGGACCCUCUACUAUGCCAAAGACUGCAAGUCUCUGAUUUUUGAUGAAGUGGACCUAUCAGACGCCAGUGUGGCCGAGACCAGCACCAAGAACAUCAACAACAGCUUCACGGUGAUCACUCCAUUUCGCAAACUAAUGCUGUGUGCCGAGAGCAGGAAGGAAAUGGAGGACUGGAUCAGCGCUCUCAAAUCCGUCCAAAAAUGGGAAACCUAUGAGGCCAGCCAGUUCAACAUGGAGCAUUUCUCCGGGAUGCACAACUGGUACGCCUGCUCGCACGCCAGACCGACCUUCUGCAACGUCUGCAGAGAGGCUCUGCCAGGCGUCACCUCCCACGGCCUGUCCUGUGAAGUUUGUAAGUUCAAGGCUCAUAAGCGCUGUGCAGUUCGCUCCACCAACAACUGCAAAUGGACCACACUGGCCUCCAUAGGAAUUGACAUCAUUGAGGAUGAGGAAGGGGUGUCGAUGCCACACCAGUGGCUGGAGGGAAACCUGCCGGUCAGUGCCAAGUGUGUGAUGUGUGACAAGAACUGUGGCAGCGUGCGACGGCUGCAGGACUGGCGCUGCCUCUGGUGCAAAGCCAUCGUCCACAGUAGCUGUAAAGAACAAAUGGGGAAGGUGUGUCCCUUGGGUCAAUGUCGAGUGUCAAUCAUCCCUCCCACGGCACUUAACAGCAUUGACUCAGAUGGCUUUUGGAAGGCCGCCUCGGCGUCAUGCUCCAGCCCCCUCCUUGUCUUGGUGAACUCCAAAAGCGGAGACAACCAGGGGGUCAAGUUCCUCCGCAAGUUCAAGCAGCUCCUCAACCCAGCUCAAGUCUUUGACCUGAUGAACGGAGGACCAGAGCUCGGCCUCCGCCUUUUCCAGAAGUUUGCGACGUUUCGUAUCCUGGUGUGCGGAGGAGAUGGCAGCGUGGGCUGGGUGCUCUCGGAGCUGGAUAAACUCAACCUCCAUAAACAGUGCCAGCUCGGCGUGCUGCCUCUGGGCACAGGCAACGACCUGGCUCGUGUCCUGGGCUGGGGAGGCCUCUGCGACGACGACGCUCAGCUGCUGCAGAUCCUGGAGAAACUGGAGAGAGCCACCACCAAAAUGUUGGACCGAUGGAGCGUGAUGACAUAUGAGGUGCCCAACACCAAUAAACACACACCGAUCGUGAAGGAAGACGACAGCCUGGAUUCUCCCCUGCAGGUCCACAUCACUCAGUAUGCAGACUCCGUGGCCUCCCACCUCGCCAAGAUCCUGGACUCGGACAGACACAGCGACGUCAUUUCCUCUGCCAAGUUCCUGUGUGGGACGGUGAACGAUUUCGUGGCGGAGGUGGGGAAGGCGUACGAGAGAGCCACAGAGAACAAGGAGGAGGCAGAUGCGAUGGCAAAGAAGUGUGCAUUGCUGAACGAGAAGCUCGAUUCCCUCGUCAAGGCUUUGAGCGAGGAGGCGGAAGCCCAGGUGGUGCCAGCAGGUUCAGUGCCGAGCCAGGAGAGCGGCGGCUCCAGCCCCGGAGAAAGUGGCGGCGAGUCUGGUUCAGAGGGCAAAACGUACCGGUCCAAGGAGCAGCUGAUGCUCAGGGCCAACAGCCUGAAGAAAGCCCUGAGGCAGAUCAUCGAGCAGGCUGAGAAAGCUCACCGACCGUUCGUCAUCAUUUCAGUGGUGGAUGAACAGAACCGACACACGCAGGUCCAGAGGAUGUCGUCCUCGUCCUCCAUCAAAAGAGAGAACAGCGAGGAGCUGAAGGAUGCUGAGCCACGUCAAGGAAGCUUAAGUCCGACCUCCCCAAUCGUCCUCGAGAAAGCAGAGAGCAUCAACACCGUCACCUUCAACGAAGACUCUGUACAAUGUUCAGAGAAGUGUGUGAUGAACAACUACUUUGGCAUCGGCCUGGACGCCAAGAUCUCCCUGGAGUUCAACAACAAGAGAGAUGAGCACCCGAAAAAAUGCAGUAGUCGCACCAAAAACAUGAUGUGGUACGGAGUACUGGGAACCAAAGAGCUGGUCCAGAAGACGUACAAGAACCUGGAGCAGAGAGUUCAGCUGGAGUGCGACGGUGUUCCCAUGUCUCUGCCGAGUCUGCAGGGCUUGGCUGUGCUCAACAUCCCCAGUUAUGCAGGCGGUAUCAACUUCUGGGGAGGCACCAAGGAGGAUAACAACUUCGGAGCUCCGUCAUUUGAUGAUAAGAAGUUGGAGGUGGUGGCGGUGUUUGGCAGCAUGCAGAUGGCCAUGUCCAGAGUCAUCAACCUGCAGCACCACCGCAUCGCGCAGUGCCGUCAGGUCAAGAUCACCAUCCUGGGGGAGGAGGGGGUUCCUGUGCAGGUGGACGGAGAGGCGUGGAUCCAGCCGCCCGGUAUCGUCAAGAUCGUCCACAAGAACCGGGCACAGAUGCUCACCAGAGACAGGGCGUUCGAGAGCACCCUGAAGUCGUGGGAGGACAAGAGGAAGAUCGACAGCUACCGCGCCACCAGGCCCCGCCUCAACUCCCAGCAGUCCAUGGAGUACCUGACCGAGGAGGAGUGCGCUCAGGUUCAGCAGCUGGGCAUGGUGGCCGACACACUCAUCAACAAGAUUCGUGAGGCAGCCAAGACCCACAAGCUGGUGGAGCAGGAGCUGGCUCACGCCGUCAACGCCACCGCCCUCGUGCUUACUGAGGCCAAACUGUCCAACUCUGAGGGUCUAAGUCGCAGCACAGCUGUGGAAAUCGUCAACAGCAGUAAAGUUCUCCAGGCUGAGACCAAGAUGCUGCUCGAUGGAAAACUACUGUCGGAGUCUCUAGAGGAAGAGGAGCUUCGGUCGACUCUGAACAGCCUCAGCGCCGAGCUUCACAAGCUGGACGACAUCCACUGGAUCUGCCCGCUCAUGCAGUGCUCUGAGGAGGUGGGGAGGGAAAUGGACUCGGUGAGAAGCAGCAGUAAGAGCAGCAGCAGUAUGAAGCUGAAGAUUAUACCCAAGGGGAAGAAGGAGAGAGAGAAGCUCCACAAGCAGAAAUCCAACAGCUCUCUCUCAGGAGCUUGGGAUAUCAAAGGUGGGGUUGGUGAGGCAGACUCCUCGGGCAAUUGACCUGCAUGAAGUGCUUUAUUACUGCCCCCAUUACCCUGAAAAGGGGUGAGGAGCACCCCUCCUGUUCUCCUCUCCUCUAACCACGACGCCCAGAGGCUUGACAGAGGUGUGAGGAAGAAAAGGAAAACCAUCUUCCCAACUUUUAUGCUAUUUCCUCCCUGUUUUCCUUCUUCUCUUUUUUUCUGCGAACAGGGAGGAUUUUUUUUCUUGUUUUUAUUUAAUAUUUUGAAGGGGCUUGUCUUUGCAUCGCUUCACCAUUGGCGUUCUGCUUUUGGUUCCGUUUACCUGCUUUGAGCUAGGAAGUGGGUGUGAUUGCAAAUCAAACAGUGGACAAGGGAGACGUGGAACGACUGCGUUCUUCUCGCAAACUUUUUUUUUUUUUUUUGGACAAAGAAAUGUGUUUACGUGGUGCUCUCCUUGCAUGUUGAGUGCAGCCAUCUUAUUUUAUAUCUGUUAUUAUUAGUUGUUACAAUAUUUUAAUUUUUUCUCUCUCUAACUUUAGUCGUUUUAUUUCAGAACUUACGAAUCCUUUAGACCUUGAUUUUUCUUGAGACUUUCUAAGAGUAUUUAUUUCUUGUUGCUACUGCCAUGAGAACUCCAACGGCAACAAAUCAACAAAAUGAACAAACUGAAACAUCUCAACCUUAUCGUCUACUGAACUGGAGAAUCUUAAAUGUUGCAAAAAAUAUACUGAGGAAUGUACUUGUGUGGACUUGUAUUAACCUGUGAAUAAUGAUAAUGUUAAAUGAUAAAUCAUAUAUGAUUUCACAAAGGUUCUAUUGUUGUGGUUCAAAGUGGUUCUUAAUAGGCUGUUGUGUGACUUGUGUGGUCUGAGGCUAUGCAGCUGUGCUGCAAAAAUAAUGUUCUUUAUGAUGAGUCAUUUCAUCUGGAUUUCAGCCUUGUAGGAUUUUAAAGUAUGGUACAUCACUUGAUUAUUAUCUAGCUCUAAAAUUUGACUUAUGUGGGAGUCAUUUUUUCACUUCUUUUUUUUUUUUUUUUUUUUGGAGAACCAUUUCAAGGUACAGUACCAGAUGAAGUGACUCAAUAAGUCUGAUAUUUUUGGCAGUGAACGAUGAGGGUGUUUACAGAAGGAGGAAGCAUCAAGGACACAUUAACAAAACAUUACAGCUACUCAGCAUAUUACUCCUACUUUGCCAUACUCUUGAUUGUAUAUGUAAUAUAAGAAUAAGAGUCAGUGGAUAUUUGAUUUUGCCUUGUCUGUGGUUAAAAGCUAUUAUUAUCAUUAUUAUUACAAAUAUAUAUCUAUUUUUUUGUAUAUCUUAUUUUCCCAAUGGUAACCUGUGAAGCUGUCCUGGCUUUGCUGCUUCCCCCUGACAAACUCCUUGGCCACUGUGCAUAUAAUCAAAGCCAAUUAAUGCUGUUCUGUGUGUCCCUGCAUGCAUACUUAGCCUUCCUUCGCCUCACAGUGGGAGCUGAAGUUGCCUCAUAAUAGUGAAGUUUAGCCUUUUUGUUACAACCAGUGGCAUUUGUGAGUAUUUCUCUUUGUUUUAACCUGCUUGUCGCUUCAGAUUGUUGGAGUUUAACUGCGAGAGAACAUUGGAGAAAUAUUUUAGCCUCAAAAAAAACAAAAAAACAAAAAAAAACAAAACAUAAAUGUCAGACACUUUGCUGUGUUGUCCAAACUUCAUGAGAGUGUGUGCUUUACACCUUUUCUGCCCACAGAAUUCUCCAAGCAGGUUAUAACAAACAGCAAGACUUGUUUUGGCCUAGUUACAAUCAAAAGAAGUGCUCAAAAUAAUCUUGGAUACAUGUGCUGCUGUUUGGACAUGGCUAAAACACUGACGUUUACGACUUCUUGAGACAAUUUCUACCCAGGUUUUACAGUAAUGAUCCUUUAAGGAAUACACUAGUAUUUUCGGAAAUCACUAUUUGCUGUAUUUCCUCAAGACAGACGAGAAGAGAAUAAGGCUCCAGUUUGUGAGCCAACUGCUUGUUAAACCAUAUUAUCUUUUACUGCAGGUCUUAAGUAUACACAUACAGUAAAUAAGACAACUUUUUGUGGUUGAAAGGCACCUUUGACUGAGCUUGGCUAGCUGCUUUCAAUGCUCAUGUCAUAAGCUAGGCUAAACAGGUCUUGAAGCUAACUGUGUUCUGAAUGGACAGAGAUUCAUUUUACAGUUCUUCUUAUGUCAGCAAAAAUGUGAAUUAUUGUCAGAGUAUUAAUUUAAAAGUUUUAAUUGCUAGGAUGUAAUAAUGUUCGCCAGUCACAAUUAGACCUGGGUCAAAUAGUAGUUUUGAAUGUUUGUUAAUGGUGCGGAGUUAGCUACGUGAUCUAAACUCUGCGAUAAACUGAAAAACCACAGAGUAGUAUUUUGUUUAAUCAUACACAACCUCUAAUGUUGAUUUAUAAGAUGCAGCUCCGCCAUUUUCAAAACUACAAAACAUUAACAUUGUCAGAAAUGUUCUUUGACUCGGGUCUUAUUUUCAGAUUUGAUAUUAUUACGUCCAUGAGCAAGGUUGUAAACUUGUAAAGGAUCUUUUCUGUGUUCUCCCCUUUCACGUUAAGGGUUGGCUCUUGAUUUUCCCAAUUAUUUCCACAUUUAUCAAACUAAUCCCAAGCUAACCCUUGACGGGGCGGAGUUACUGUGAGGCGUUGUAGAUGUUCAGAUCUGGUAGGAUUGUGCUACUGUAUCCAUAGUGUGCCAGCUAUAUGCUCUACACCUUAGAGGCUUUAGUAGUGUCGUGCCAAGUUUGUACUGAGUUCAGUGGGUUACGAGACAUACAAGGUAUGUGUGUAAGGUUGUGAGAAUGAGUGAGCUAACUGCGCUUCAGAUGCGAAAGUUGUUGUAUGUCGUACAUUUCAAAGUUUACUGUAUCUUGCCUUGCACUUUACAAAGACGCAAACUUAAUGGGGGAAAAAAAGACAUUUUUGUGUACGUGUGCGUGUGUUUACGAUUUCGAGUGUUUACGAGUUUUUUUUUAUUGAUUAAUGACAAAAUCUUUUAUUUAUGAAAAAUGUAUACGGACAAAAGUGUGUUGAUAAAAUGUAAUAUAUCUAACCAAACCAUAAAAGAAUGAUAAAUAUAUAGAGAUAUAUACACAAAUGUUUAUUACAUCAGUGGUUGUACAAUUACUCCCACAGCAGCUUGAGACCUCCCAUUUAACACCAAUGUUAUUCACAUGUGAUUAUGUGUCAUUCCACUGCCACAGCAAUGUCUUUGAAAUGUAUGUCCAAUGUCACACCAAUUGGUAUUGAAAUAGUUUUCUAUCUAAAUUAACCAAUGUUAAAGUUAUUCUAACUUUAAGCCAAAGUUAUUGAAAUUCUCCAAUGUUAUUACAGACUAUUAAUGAAUCGUUUACACAAAAAAAGAUGUCAUGUACAGCUUGUGUUUACUUGGGUGACAUUUUUUGUGUAUCACCUUUGGUUUGAUUAGCAUUUGUUGUACUGAAAAUGAACAUAAGAAUGUUGUGGAAGCCAUUUUAAGAUAAAACUAGUUGCCUAUGUUUGAUGGUAUGUUAACCAAUGAUUUCAUAGUUUUUUUCCUUCUUCUUCUUUUUAAAAUGUCAUGUCACUUUUUUUUUGUUAUAAUAUUUUUUGUCAAUUUUUUUCAAGCUGUAAAAAUGUCAUUUUGGACUGAAACUUUCUCAAGGAGUUGCAAUGGGGCUGAGAGAAAUAAUGACAGCUAAGAAAAAUGAAAGGAACCAAACACUCCACCAUGUUUGUGCAACAGUUUUCCAUAGACAACAUUUGUGAACGCACCCUCCACCCCCACCCCCAAUCUGAACAGCCUAUAUAUCGAGACUGUGCGCAAUGCUGGAAGCCAGACUAGAUGUUGCACGACCUUGUACGUUGCGAGGUGUUUUAUUGUGUUAUCGUGUGCAGUGUGUAACAAAGACAAAGUCAGCGCAAACCUUUCGGAGAUUAAAUGAAAUAUUGAAGUGUGAA
Messenger RNA from Lates calcarifer (barramundi perch), 8220 nucleotides. RefSeq names its product diacylglycerol kinase eta. The record is from RefSeq and is a predicted model, not a curated record. The transcript is spliced from 29 exons. Gene Ontology annotation, molecular function: ATP-dependent diacylglycerol kinase activity. Gene Ontology annotation, biological process: lipid phosphorylation; diacylglycerol metabolic process; intracellular signal transduction. The coding region runs from base 1035 to 4313 and encodes 1092 amino acids. NCBI's taxonomy places the organism in Eukaryota, Metazoa, Chordata, Actinopteri, Centropomidae.